Messenger RNA from Capra hircus (goat), 3882 nucleotides. It is a transcript of the gene TM2D1, whose product is annotated as TM2 domain containing 1. The transcript has 7 exons. The record is from RefSeq and is a predicted model, not a curated record. Lineage: Eukaryota; Metazoa; Chordata; Mammalia; Artiodactyla; Bovidae. Gene Ontology annotation, biological process: apoptotic signaling pathway. The coding region runs from base 45 to 662 and encodes 205 amino acids. Gene Ontology annotation, molecular function: G protein-coupled receptor activity; amyloid-beta binding.
CGUAGGCGGAACCGGAAGUUGUAGGGAAGGCGCCGGUCCCCAGUAUGGCGGCCGCCUGUCCCUGCAGGCCGAUUGCUCCCGAGACUGCUGCCGCCCGGCUCAUGGGUGUCCUGUGGUUCGUAUCAGUCACCACGGGACCUUGGGGAGCUGCCGCCGGGGGUGCCGAAGAAACACUUAAGUGCGAGGACCUCAAAAUGGGACAAUAUAUUUGUAAAGAUCCAAAAAUAAAUGAUGCUACACAAGAACCAGUUAACUGUACAAACUACACAGCUUAUGUUCAGUGUUUUCCAGCACCUAACAUAAUUUGUAAGGAUUUUGGUGGCAACGAAACACAUUUUACUGGAAGCGAAGUUGGUUUUUUCAAGCCUAUAUCUUGCCGAAAUGUGAAUGGCUAUUCAUACAAAGUGGCGGUUGCACUGUCUCUUUUCCUUGGAUGGUUGGGAGCAGAUCGAUUUUACCUUGGAUACCCUGCCUUGGGUUUGUUAAAGUUUUGCACUGUGGGGUUUUGUGGAAUUGGGAGCCUAAUUGAUUUCAUUCUUAUUUCAAUGCAGAUUGUUGGACCUUCAGAUGGAAGUAGUUACAUUAUAGAUUACUAUGGAACCAGACUUACAAGACUGAGUAUUACCAAUGAGACAUUUAGGAAAACACAGUCAUAUCCAUGAAUACUGUUUAAAAGAAACAGUAAGUGAUAUGUGAUUUGGACCUCCUUGAUUUUAAUAGAGAACUCUCAAUAUAUAAGACUUCAGAUUUUUAUUUCUUCAAAUACCACUUUAUGGAUUCUUUUUAACUUUUUGUUGUUGUCGAUGUUUUUGUUUUGUUGGUUUUUGUUAAAAACAUAUUGUUCUGAGAUUUAUUUAAUAGAACUUGUUUGAGAGCUAUAUGAUAAUAGAGUCUUUCUUAGGCUGCUGUCUCUAUGAGAUAGAUAGAUGAUUACCCUGAUAUUAAUGUCUUUUCGAAAGGCAAGUCACCACUUGUCCUUUCGCUUCUGAAAAAUAAAAGUUUGACUUACUCACAUUUUUUAGUGCUUUUUUUUUUUUUUUUUUUUAAGAAAACUGUCUUAAAUGUUGAAUGUUGCUGGAUUCUGUAUUUUGAUCCUUCAAAGCAGUUAAUCCAUGGUGGGAACAAAUACCAUUUAUAUUGCUUGGGGUUGCAGUCCUGUAUAUGACCACCCACCUGUUUUUGUUUUUUGUUUUGUAGCUUUCAGAUCUGUCUUUACUUUGGUAUCCAGGGAGCUAAAGAUCUUCAAGGGAGUCUGAAACCUUGAUGCGCCAUGGAUACUCUGCCAGUGAUUCAGGGCUCUGAAGUGUGAACUUUUUCCUUUUUGCUUUAGAAGUGAUGCACUAACUUUUGGAGGGACCAGAUGCUGACUCAUGUAGCUCAGCGUGGUUAUAUUUGAAGCUGGAUGGACAAGGUGGGAACACGGAGCAGAUGAUUGAUAUCUUGCAUCUGUUAGCACUGCCCGGCAGAUGCCGGCACAAGUGUCUUAGGCGAUGCUCCAUUGUCUAGGGGAAGCAGGACUUGUACUUCAGCACUGGUUUUCCUUACUGUGUUCAGAGGGUUUUAAGAAGAUGGAAAUACAAGAAAUGUUAGUCUCCAUCAUACUGUCAUAUCUUACUUUAGUAACAGGCAUACCAAUUUCAAAAUCACUGGGAUCUGGGCUUAUCAAAAGUAAAAACCAUAAUUUUUCAUCACUCAUCGCAUGCAAAAAUAUACAAUAUAGUACAGUUAGCUCACUAAUAUGUUAGUCAUACAGUUACAGCUUCUCCAGUUGGUGGGAGAUUAUUAAGUAUUGAUACAAGAAGUGAAUUUGGAUUGAUUCCUCAUAUAUGUCAGGAGGGGCCCCUGGCUUUUCAUUAAUGAAAAUACUGAGUGUCUAUCAUGGGGGAGGAGCUGUUCUAGAUACUAGAAUGCAGCAGGGAACAAAACACAAACAUCUCUGCUGUUAGGAGCUUGUAUUUCCUUGGGCUCCACUUUUUCACAGUAAUAUUUUUGGCUUCGGUUAAGCUAGAUUGCUCAUUUUUUAGUAUUCUCUCAUUCCUUUGGUUGCAGACAGUGCUUUGAAGUUUACUUCAGGAUCACUUAAUCUCCGAUUUUAAAGUCUGUAGGGUUUCCACAGCUAUAUCAGUUCAAUUAUAUGAGAAAUACCUGCAGUCAGAUCUUCAAACUAAUCUUGCUUCCUAAGUAAUUUGUUACAGUUACCUUGACCAGGUGGGAAGUCUCUUUCAAAGCAGGUGCUUCUCAAAAGUAUAUUCAAAUAAGCUAUACUCUGAUAGUUGUUGUUGGUAAAAUCUAGAAAUAAAGUCCUUUCACAAUACACUCUUAAACCUUUAGAUUUUGUUUUCACUAUAAAUUCCUAUAAAUUCUGUAGUCUUUCCAGUUUGUGUAAUUCCCUGUUGCCUGAUACAUGUAAUUCUUGUACAGAUAAUGUUUUUAUGUCUUGCUUGUUUUUUAUGUGAAUGCAUUUAAAGCACGUGAAUUCUGUUGUUUUAGUUUCAUGCAGCACUAUAUUAUCAUGGCUAUCUGUUAGUAGUGUGUGUAGGAAUCGUAUGUCAAGGCCUCUGUAUGAGACGCUUUAUUUGAUAACCCUGCUCUUGGGACAGUGGCCAAAAUUGUGAGAUGGAUUAGCUCAGUCAUUCCUGGGAUUCCUCCUGAACCCUCUAGAGUAAAAUGGGAAGGAUUCUUUCAGUGCUAUAGAAACAGUGUUCUACAGAAGCAUUUACAAAUUGUACUGUGAAAGUCCUCAGUCGUGAUCCACUCUUUGCGAGCCCAUGGACUGUAGUGCCCCCUGGAUCCUGUGUCCAUGGGAUUUCUCCAGGCAAGAAUACUGGAGUGGGUUGCCAUGCCCUCCUGCAGGGGUUUUCCCAACCCAAGGAUCAAACCCAGGGAUUGAACCCAGAUCUCCCACAUUGAGGGCUAACUCUUUACCAACUGAAAUGCCAGGGAAGCCCAAGAAUACUCGACUGGGUAGCCUGUCACUUCUCCAGGGGAUCCUCCCAACCCAGGAAUCGAACCGGGGUCUCCUGCAUUGCAGGUGGAUUCUCUACCAACUGAGCUACUGGAGAAGUCCUACAAAUGGUACUACUUUAGCCUGAAAAGAUGAAUACAAUUUCCAGAAGUACCUCUUUAUCCAAGAAGAUUUCUUACCUCCACUGUAUUAAACUAAAGGACCGCUAAGAUUUCAAAGAUUCUGUUAUGUCUACAGCCAGCAUUUUUUUCAUGAGACCACUAGGACUAUAAGAAAUAUUAGUUUGACAGUUUGUUUUAUAAAAAAUUUCUGUGUCUUUUUCUUUUAUUUUAACCUAGAUGCUUAAGGCUGAGUUAGGUUAUUAUUAUACUGAUAGGCAGCCAGAAAGCUAAAAUAGAUGGAAACUAGCAAAAAACAAGAAAAAGAAAAAUCAGUGCCUAAAAAGUGCAAGUCUAAGAUAUUAGACUUAACAUCCUCUUUCUCAUUCAAAUACUGUAAAUGUAGAUGUUACCCAGAGUGCUGGCACCUUCCUUCUUUGCCUCAUUAAAUCAGAAUCCAUUUUGCUUUCUUCUAUUUACAAAAUUAAUACAACCUUAAUAUAGAAACUUUAGGGAAAGACCAAAAAGUACAAAGAAAGAACAAUUUAUUCCACAGCUCAAAGUUAACAAUGAUAAUAUUUUUAUGUAUGUCCUAGUAGUUUUUCCAUGCAUGUAUUUUCAUUUUUCUUAGCAAAAUUGAAAUAUUAUCCAUAGUGUUUUGUAGCUCACUUCUUUGUAUUAUAAAUAUUUUCUUUCAAUAAAUAAUCUUUUACAAAGUUAUUUAUAAUGGCUGCUGAGUAUUUCAUGUCUGUAUUGUUAUUUAUGUAAUUCUGUAUUAUGUAUUUAACUUAUUUUAAUAAAUGAACAAUGUACAUUUCC